UGCUGGAUUCUUUGUUGCCGGCAUUUCCUGCCUCAGAAUUCUCGUUGCUACCCGACCUCAGUCUGCUUUUUUUUCUCUUUUUCUUUUUUUCUUUUCUUUCCAUUGUGUUAUUUUUCUCUCGCUUAAAGUUGCUUGCGACUGUGAAUUCAAAAUUCUAAAAAUCCCACUCUGAAACAAAAAAACAAAAAACAUUAAAACCAAACAGCAAACUCCGAACAAGAUGCAAGAAAAUCUUAGCCAAGGCGUUGCCUUGGAACUGACCCCGUCAUGCACCGCCUUUUUAUUCGAAAACAUGCCUGGACACUCACAGGAAGAUUCCGUGCUUCCGUCGGUGCUUUGGUCGUCGGGACUGCAGACAGAGGAAGGCCAAGACGACUUUCAAACGGCGGAACCACAAGAAGCGUUUCUGCAAAGCCAAGACCUUGAUACUGAGGCGUUGGCUCCCGUGCUCUCGCUCAAGACCAUGGCAUCUCGUGUUGAUUUCUCGGGCUCUUUUUCCUUUGCCCAAGAGCUGGCACAGAAUUCCCUGGGUUCUUGGCUCGACCAGAGGGAAAGCGAGACGCACACGUCGUAUUUCAGACCAUGCCCUUCCCCGCGCGGCGGCGACUUUGGUUCGACCGAUAACGCUCUCGAUCUUGUGCAAACUGCCACUGAGCUUGACAUGGCGUUGGCGGAGGUCUUCUCCUCAAGUGACGAGCCGUCAUCGAGCUUCCUGGACGACUCCGAAUUACACUCUGAUUUUCCGAGCGAGGGCUCUGUUUCACGAAUUCCGUCGGCCGACAUGGCCACCUUGUUCUCGAUGCAGGCAAGUGCCUCUUCCGAUUCCACACACCUUGCCGAGAACUGGUCGGCGUCAUCCGCGCCAGCUGCUGCAGCUCCAACCGGUGCCGCCUCGUUGCCGCCCGUGACCUUUUCGGGCAACGGCUCUGCUCCAAGCAACCCUGCGACCUUGGACACUGUUUCCGCUCAGUUUCACCCAUUCGCAGGACCGCACUCUGCUUCAGCAUCCAACACCACCACAGAGUCGAGCCCGUACGCCAGCUCCGAGGACGACCUUUGGAGUUCCUUCAACUUCCACCUCCUCCCGAGUGGUGUGUGUGUUCCUCGGUCGCCGCCUGCCGACGACCCAUGCAUGCGCAUGAUGGCUUUGGGCGCCACGUCCUACUUGGUCAUCUCUAGCCCCAAUGAUGAGUCCGCCCAAAAGCGCUCUGCUCGUCGAAAGAAUGAGGGCACGGACGAUCGCAGGAACGCCAACAACCGAAACCACCCGGAGCUCGAUCUGCACUUUAAGGUUGUCCAAGUGUCCAUUUCGGCAGACACGCUGGAGCAGUGCAAGCUGCUGUGCAACGUGCGUGGCGAAGUGCUUUCAAUGUACACGACCCAGCUGGUCAUUUCACCGCGGGACAACAACCCAGUGGACAACAGCAACCCAGUGAACGUCGCGCGCACAGUGUUUGGCGGUGUGCACGAGGACGAUGUGAAGGACGACAAGCGACUGGCCGAACUCUUGGAAAAGGCUGGACUCUUCGACGCUCUCACAAGGACGCUGGCCGCCACUCCCACGCUUACUCAGUGUCUCUCGCCGACAAUGGCCCACGACAUUUUCCUCGUGCUUCGUACACGCGUGGUCGACCUGCUGUUUGUGCAAGAAAAGUUCUUCAAAGAAAGCGGCACGCACCCGCGCCCUCCCCAAGGCCUCGAAUGCGACUUGUGGCUGCCAGGUUUCGAGGACGACACGUUUCGCAGCCACGACACUCGCGGCUUGAAAGGUCCGCAGCACGCCACGUUCUACCAAAAGCUGCUACUGCACGGACAGCACUCGCUGCGGGCAGUGUACAUUGGCUUGUUCUACGGGGACGUUGCGCCGGAUGCCCAGGCCGUCCUCAUCAACGUUGUCAUGUGGUCUGUUGCAUACACGAAGCGUAUCCGAUCGCCAGUCAAGCAGAAGGCUGCUGCGAGGAACAGCAACUCGACGCUUGUCAGGGAGAACAUGGAAACUGCUGCAGCGGCUAGCAAGUCUUGCCCGAGUCCGGCGGCGAAGGGCAAGUCCAGGGGGCGGUCCAGUCGAGUCAAGAAGCUGUAAAGGCCUUCGAGUGUCUGUGUGAAGCUGCGCUGCCUAUUGUUGCAGCAGCUGUUGCUUGCUCCCCAAGCUUCCAAAGUGUUGAUAGGUUGAUGCAUGCACCCCAGUGGAGGUGCCAGCGGCAAAAUGAAAUCGGCAAAACGAAAUGGGAGGUGUCCUUUUUGUUCCGUGAGUGUUAUUACGAGUGUUGGGCGUUUGCUGUGAAUGCUAUGAAUGUUUAUCGUUUUUGUAUGAGAAUAC
Capsaspora owczarzaki ATCC 30864 is the source of this 2320-nucleotide messenger RNA. RefSeq lists its product as hypothetical. The record is from RefSeq and is a predicted model, not a curated record. The transcript has a single exon. Lineage: Eukaryota; Filasterea; Ministeriida; Capsasporidae. Bases 221 to 2083 code for a protein of 620 amino acids.